CGUUGUUGAAUUAACCAAUGGCAACCAAGGAUGAUUGUUUCCUUGGUUACAAAUUUUUGUCAACCCCACACACUGUACAGAGAGAGAGGGAUAGCACAAGGCGCUUGUAGAGAGCUCUACAGAGAUGAGUGGAAGGGAUCUGCAUCCGUUCAUUACAAACUACAGAGCAGAGGAUGUUGAAAAACUGACGCUACGGAUGAAAAAUGGUCUUGGCAGCACAAAGUACAAACCUGCUGAAUAUGAAAGACUACAAGCCAUUGUUGAUGCCAAACGCCUGGAAUCUGAUCAGAUUGGACAAAAGGUUCAAAAGACUCGCUGUGCAGCCAAGGCAACCAAGGAGAGCUCCAUAUUACGGCAGCACAGACAGGUGUGGAGCAGAGAGUGCCCCAGGCUGCAAAAGGCUGAGGAGAAGGCUGAGAACGACGUACAUGAUUUUCUAGAGCAGAUCAGACCAAAUGAUAGAUUAGAUACUGCCAUCUUCUCACUUCAAGAUUAUGCGCUGGUCCUUGAGAGGGAGCGGGAGGCUUUCAGGGUAGCCACUGUUGAGCCUGUUCAUCAGCUCAAGGAUGACCUGUGCUUCAGACUGGAUGAAGUGCAACAUGAGCAGCUCACUGUUCAUCGAUCAAACUGGGAACAAGUAAUACAACAGAUAAACUUUGUUAAAGACCAGCAAGAUGGCAUAAAUGCAAAGCUUGAUGCAGAAUACCUGGCCUUGAAGGAGGAGAUUAUUGGUCUUGGUUUGGAGAAAUAUCUUAGUAGUACUUCAGAUAAUCUGGUGAAUAUAGAAAACAUUCCAGAGGAGGUUUUGGAUUCAGACUGCCCUUAUCCAGAGCUGAAGGACUCCCUGAUCCAGGCCUUCUACUCCCUGUCAGAAAGGUAUCAGAGCAGCCUGCAAGAUCUCCAAGUGAAACUGCAAAGAGCUGACCGGUUCUGUGGCUGGUGUGCAGAUGAGCACCAACGCUUUCAGUUCACUUCAUCUCAGUACACUCAAGACGUACCCAACCACAGAGUGCUCUACAUGGACAUGCUGCAAAGAUUGUUCCCUGAGAAAACUAGACAAGAUCUGAUGGAGCAUGAACGGGCGUGGGACUGGCAGCGCUUCACCCAGGCACAGCUGAGAGUGUUGACCCAGCAGUGGCAGCGUGACCAGGAGGAGCUGCUGGCUAGAGCCCUGGUCACCUUGCAGGAGGCGAGGCAUGCCCACCAGGAGGAGCUGGAGCUCCACAGAGACCGCCAGCACCAGCAGGACAUCUGCUCUCAUCUCAGGGAGAAGCUGCGGCAGUGGCGGGCUCAGCAGGAGGAGGUGGCGAAGCUGGAGGCAGUUAUAGCUGCUAGACAACGAGAGGAGGAAGAGGCGAGGUUGAAGAGGGAGCAGGAGAAGGAGACGGCCAUCAGAUCGCAGCAGAAAGAAAAAGUCAGGCAGUUUUAUUUAAAGCAGAAGAAGAAGGUGGAGGCGAUGGAGAAGAGGGAUCAAGAGAGACUUGCUAAUCUGAGGAGCAUUAUGGAAGAACAAGCAAGGAGAGACAAAGAGAGGGUGCAGUUUCGGUCAGAUAUGCUGCAGCGGCGAAGGGAGGAGAGGGAGGCACGGCAGCUUGAACGGCAGAGAGAAGAAGAAGAGAAACAGCAUCGUCUGGAAGUUCUCAGAAACCAGGUUGGGGUGGUGGCAGAGGCAGACCCAGAGAGGAUGAUGGCAGAUACAGAGGCUUGGAGGAGUCGACACUUGAAUGUAAAGGAGUUUGAGCUCCAGCGGCCUCUUUAUAGUAUUAACACGUACACAGACACACAGAUUGUGUCUGAUCCGAGAGUGCGGGCGGAGCAGGCCCUGCGGGAGGCUGGUCUGCACCACAGUCAUUAUGCCAAAGAGGUCCUGUCUGUUAUCAAGCCCCCUAAACCUCCUCGACGGGAUACCAAAUCCAUACUCAAAUUCUAACCAGAGGCUUGUGUGGGGUCACUCCAACUAUUGUUCUUGUAUUAUAUUAAAUGUAGAUAAUACAUUUUACUGUGUAAGAAUCAUACUCACAUUAACCAAGUGACACAGUGUGAUUGCUGUUACUGACUUUUAUUAUAUUAUAGGUCUUAUACGCUAAAGCACCUUAUGAGAAAAACAGUAUCAUACAUGAAUGAUGAUAAACAUGCAUCUCCACAUUUAUCGAUAUUUAUAUCACUCUCAGAAAGUUUUCAUUUGCAUAAACUUGAAUGGCAGAGGCUGCUAAAUGCAAUAAUGUCUCCAAUCAUUUAACAACACGUUCAUUGAUGAAAUACAUUGUAGGAAGGUUCACUUCAUCCUCUACUAACAGAUUGCAAAUUACUGAGAAUAAUUUCUGGGUUUGUUACAAUAUUAUGUGGUGUAAAACUUUUUGUUUCACUCGUUUAAAUGUGAAGUGG
Molecule: messenger RNA, 2385 nt
Organism: Larimichthys crocea (large yellow croaker)
Lineage: Eukaryota; Metazoa; Chordata; Actinopteri; Sciaenidae
Product: coiled-coil domain-containing protein 148
Exons: 15
Coding region: 125-1930 (601 amino acids)
Source: RefSeq, a predicted model, not a curated record